Molecule: messenger RNA, 1438 nt
Organism: Suillus paluster
Lineage: Eukaryota; Fungi; Basidiomycota; Agaricomycetes; Boletales; Suillaceae
Product: Alpha/Beta hydrolase protein
Exons: 6
Coding region: 144-1193 (349 amino acids)
Source: RefSeq, a predicted model, not a curated record
ACUUCGUUGCCAACAUGGUUGUCGAGAUUACGCCUGCAAGUUGGCGCUUAGAAGUGCUGUCCUUGCUCGUUAUUGCUUCAUUUCUAUCCCAACGUCCUACAGGUUGAUUUUGGUUGAACACUACAUAGCCUGGCGUGCCCAAAAUGUCCCAGUUCCCGGCACCUGAGCGGCGCGUCCUCUCAUUACACACCACUCUAGGGACAGACCCAGUGGAACUCAAGUAUGUCACGUUGUACUACCCCGUCUCCUCCUCCAAAGACGGCCUCACACUCGUGUUCACACAUGGAAUCGCUGGACACAAGGAACAGUACGACCCUACCAUCACUCGCCUGCUCUCACACGACCAGACUCGUGCAACGAUCAAAGAUAUCUGGGUGCUCGAUUUCCCUAAUCAUGGUCAAACGGCGCUUCUCAACCGCCCCGUGCUUGAUGCGCGUAAGGCAAUUGGGAAGGGAGCAUGCACAACGGCAGAUUUUGCGCUCUACCUUCGAGCCUUCCUUUCCUCUCCCUGGCUCAACACCAGUUCGGUAGUAGGCAUCCCUCAUUCCGGGAGUUGUACCCUAUGGAUCCUCGCACUCGCAUCCACCAAUCCAUGCCCGACGCCCUUUGCUCUUGUCAUGAUCGAACCCACAUUGAUGUUCCCCUCUCUCUCCCCAACUGACCCUCGCUCAAUUCACGGGGCUGCAAACGUUCGAGGCUGUCUGGCUAAACGAGACCGUUGGGAGAAUAUGGAGGCUUUGGUAAAGUGGUUAGUCGGUGGGAAGGGUGUUUGGAGGAAGUGGGAUGAGAGGGUUUUGAGCACUUAUGUUCAGCAUGGGUUUGAAGAAGUGAAUGAGUCGGAAAGUGAUGGGAAGAGUUAUGUUACUCCUACUUUGAGGAAGGAUGAGGAGAGCCCGUUAUAUGCGUGUUUAUCGCACACGGUGGAGCCGGAGGCUCUGGGGCGCGCGUGUCGAGCGGUGGAGGAAGCUGGGAGGGGUGUACAUGUGGUGUGGGCUGAGUUUGAGCAAUUUAUAUCCAAAGCGGCGAGGGAAGAAAUUUUGGACGCUGCAGAGAAUAGGGUGGUGUCUCAGCGGAUUAUUAAGGGGGCAGGACAUCUGAUUCCUCAGGAGAAACCGGACGGACUCGGCGAGGCACUCAUCGAGAUUCUGGAUGAGAUCAUGCAUGGUGUAGGGAAAAGGAAGGCGAAGAUGUAGGAUCAUAUGAACUCGCUUGAUGUAAUAUAAAUUCUUUGAAACUUCUUUAUCGCACAUCACACGAACACUGGAAGAAAGCUUGUCUAACUGCGUGUUGUCCAGCUGGGGAUGAACGAUGAAGAAAGUGGCGUGUGUUCGAAUUGAAUCACAUACCAGAUGCUGAAGGACCUGAGUAUGGCAAGUGACCUCUGCUCUCUUCACGUAGACAUCAUAAGACACCAUACGAUUUCCAUCGUACUUCGCAU